Bursaphelenchus xylophilus (pine wood nematode) is the source of this 299-nucleotide messenger RNA. NCBI's taxonomy places the organism in Eukaryota, Metazoa, Nematoda, Chromadorea, Rhabditida, Aphelenchoididae. The record is from the annotation of a GenBank genome assembly.
AUGAAUUUUUACAUCCUGCCAUUCCUUGUCUCCCUGGUCUCUGCCCAGUAUUACUAUUACCCAUACACAAAUCAGUACAACUUCAUCAGUGGGGAUUCUCCCAGCCGCGCAGCUCCACGACCUCCAUUUCGGAGACCACCUCCGCCAGGGCGGUUUGUUGCUUCACCUGUUGUAAAUGGACCACCACAAAAUCCAGAAAAUCACGGGUAUGAAUGUCUAACAAAUAUAAAAGACACAUUUACUUUAGAGUAUUACUUGGUGCAGCGAUCGGAGCACAAGUUGCAGCUCAGUUAGGCUGA